This is a messenger RNA of Aspergillus melleus, 1247 nucleotides long. Its product is annotated as pyrroline-5-carboxylate reductase. Gene Ontology annotation, biological process: L-proline biosynthetic process. Gene Ontology annotation, molecular function: pyrroline-5-carboxylate reductase activity. NCBI's taxonomy places the organism in Eukaryota, Fungi, Ascomycota, Eurotiomycetes, Eurotiales, Aspergillaceae. Bases 339 to 1208 code for a protein of 289 amino acids. The transcript has 2 exons. The record is from RefSeq and is a predicted model, not a curated record.
UGAGGCGCCAAGCAUUCUGCUGCCUACCCCUCCAUGUACUAGGACUUAUGGGAAUAUAUAUACAUGAUCAGUGAACUAUUCUGAAUAUUACCUAACCUUACAGGAGUUUGCGAUCAUAUUGUAUCGAAGGUGAUUGAUUAUGAUGGGAGGAGGGGCAACAAUAGAGACCCCUUGCGGGUCUUUAUCUGUUGUUCCUGCUCGGCUCCAACUCCCGAGCUGCAUCCCCAUCCCCAUCCACUGAUCAUCGACUGUCAUCAUUGCAAUUCUUCCAUCCUGUCUCCUCUUACCUCUUCACCAUCUCAAUUACUAUCCAUAUUCAUCACACAGCCACCGAAACAAUGUCAUCCAGCCACACCAUCGCAUUCAUCGGAUGCGGGAACAUGGGUUCCGCCAUCCUCGGCGGUAUCUUGGACGCAACCCGCGAGGAGUCCAAAACUGGAGCAACGCCCAAGAUUCCCCGCUUCAUUGUAUCCACCAAGAGCGCAGCAUCGGCGGAGCGCCUACGGUCGGCUUUCGAGGCGGACAAGGACCGCGUGACUAUCGGGCAUGGACAGAACUUACGCGCCAUCCAAGAAGCGGACAUCAUUCUUCUUGCGUGCAAGCCGUUCCUGGCGGCGGAGAUCCUCUCAGAAGAUGGUGUCCCGAACGCUCUCGAGGGUAAACUGGUGAUCAGCAUCAUGGCUGGAAAGAAUCCUACCGAGAUCCACAACUUUAUUUACCCAUCCGGCUGCAGCGGCAAGGCCCCGAUCAUCGUCCGAGCCAUGCCCAAUGUCGCCUCGCGGAUCCGCCAGUCCCUGACCAUCAUAGAGGAGAACACCGACCUAUCAGAGCAUCUGUCGGAGACCGUGACGUGGAUGUUCUCGCAGAUCGGAACCGUCAAGUACCUGCCAUCGAACCAGUUUGACGCUGGAGGCCACCUGGCGGGUGCUUCGAUGGCCAUUCUCACCGUCCCGCUUGAUGGGAUCUUGGAUGGCUGCGUGGUGGAGGGAAUCCGUCGGGCGGAGGCGCUGGAGAUGGCGGCGCAGGUUCUCACGGGGAUGGCGGGGCUGCUGAGGGAGGGGGAUCAUCCGGCAUUGAUGAGAGAGAGUAUUUCGUCGCCGAGAGGAUGUACGAUUCAAAGCUUGUUGACGCUGGAGAGGCAGGGAGUGAGGGGGGCGUUUGCGGAUUCGUUGAUCAACGGGGUGAAGCAUUUGAGAGGAGAGAAAUAGAUGUCGGACCGGGGAUGUAUUGAACACAUGACUAGAGAU